Molecule: messenger RNA, 5026 nt
Organism: Paramuricea clavata
Lineage: Eukaryota; Metazoa; Cnidaria; Anthozoa; Malacalcyonacea; Plexauridae
Source: the annotation of a GenBank genome assembly
UUGUUCUAACUUGAAAUAUUUUAGGUGAUAGUUUCAAAAGGCUACAAGUCCUGGGCGGAUAAGUCAACGAAACCUCGUCGCAAGCAACAUGCUCGAAACUAUGGAAUUCUUCAUGAAACUCCUGAAAGCCAAGCAAAGGUUGAUGAACUUCUCGAGCAUAGGUGCUCUGAAUGCAAUGAACUUUUCAGGUCAUUUCCGCAAGUGAAAGAACACAUCAGGAAAACGCAUUCUUUGAUGUACUGUGAUAUAUGCUUGAAACAUUUGAAGAUUUUUACUCACGAACGGAAAUGCUACACUCGGGAAGCUUUGGUGAGACAUCGGAAGGAGGGUGACGCAGACGACCGGUCGCACCGGGGUCAUCCGUUAUGUCAGUUUUGUGACGAGCGUUACCUAGACAAUGACGAGCUCUUGCAGCAUUUGCGUAAGAACCAUUUUUGGUGUCACAUCUGCGAAAAAGAUGGAAACCAAGACUACUAUCCGAACUACCAUAAUCUCAGAAGACAUUUCAAGCAAGCGCAUUUUCUCUGCGAGGAAGGAGAAUGUUUUCACGAAAAGUUUACGUCAGUUUUUCGAAUGAAGGUCGACUAUCAAGCCCAUACUGCACAACAGCAUUCGGAUAGGUUAUCGAAGGCAGAAGCGCGGCAGAUGCGACAGUUGGAUAUUAACAUAACAUUUGCACCUCGUGAGGAUUCGGACAGCAGUGUAUCUGCUCGAGAUUAUAGUUUUCCUGAACAAGGUCAUGAGAGAUAUAGGGAAAGAUCAAGAAUGACAAGGUAUGCUACACUUUAUUUUUAUACAUUCAAACUGUAUUCUCGUCACCGAUUGGUUAACAACCCCUGGAUAAUUCCCGAUAUUAAAUAUUAUUUCAGGAAAUAAUACAAAACUAUCUUUUGAAUGAGUUUAUAUAGUUUUUCUUUGAAUAUUAUGUAUUUCCGUUUUUCCCACCAGUUUUAGCUUGUGAAUUUUAUAAUUUGACUGCCCUUGGUGUAAAUAAUUCUUGAUAUCGUGUUUAGCAUCAGCCAAUAAUUGUUUAUUAUAUCUCCAAGAUGUUCUCCCAUGUAAAGCAAAAUAUAUUAACCCUUUAAAUGGACAUACACCCUGAUGCAUAUCGAUACUAUUUUACUCUGUUUAACACCAGACGAUUUUACUUGUCAAGUGGAGAGCGCUGACACUCAAUGGGUUAAUUAAUGAAUGAAUGAAAAACAGCAUAUUUAUGUACAUACAUAUAUAAUAAGGUUAUACCAGUAUAUGGUGGGCAUUUUGCCCAACAGAACAAUAGGUUAAAUGUUGAAUGUUGAAAACAUUAAAAAGUGAGAACCAUUUUAUUUGUAGCGGUGGAACAGGACGAGACUUCCAGUUUGGUGAGUUGAGGGAUCCUGGAAGAUACAAGGCAAAAGAUAAAGAUCGUAAGAAGGAAAACCAAAUCCAACCAUCUCAAGAUCCGAAAAUUAGAGUAUCUUCAGAGCAGUACAGGCAAACAGAUGUGAAAGCAGAAGAUCACAAGGGAGUGAAAAGGAGUCAAAUGAGGUCACCAAGGGAGGUCUUGGAAAGUGACCAUAAACGUCCCCCUGGGGACAAUAAACGUCCCCCUGGGGACAAUAAACGUCCUCCUGGGGGUAUAAUACAAGAGAAAGUGGGUAAUAGAAAGAUACAUAAUAGCAAUGGUAGUAAGAGUAGUAAUACUGAACAAAAGAAUGGCAAAAGUGGGAAAGGGGAAGCAGAUAAUGUAAAAUCCAAGAAAGACAGCAGCAAGAAGAAGGAAUUAUCAGGAGAAAGUCUUGUCAGUGGUAAAGAGAAAAAGCCAGCGGAUGAGGGUGGUUUUGAUGGCAAAGAGAAAAAUAAUGGAAACUUAUCCAAAACCAAGGUUCAAGGAAGUAAUGAAGGUAGUUCGGAUCAGAAGGCAGGCAGCAAGUCUAAAACCAAGAAUAACAAGUUGACUCAAGAAAAGAAUGUUGACCCUUCGCUCGCACAAAGUGGUGUUCGUCAAGAAAAUAAUACUGGCCCUUCAUCUUCCAGUGUUAUUCAUCCACCUUCUAACUUAGAAGACGAUUUUCCGGCUCUACUAACAGACAAGAAACAGGGGCCUGCAGUGAACAUUGCAAAACCGAAGCCAACUUAUGAUAGUGAUUUUCCAAGCCUUUCAAAUGAAUCAAGCAAGGCAAAUUCAAGCAUCCGAUCUCCACCUGGCCUAAGUGCACCUCCAGGUUUCAGUAGUAAACUCGAUAAGCCAAAGCCUGACCAUAAACGUCUCCCUGGGGACAAUAAACGUCCCCCUGGAGACAAUAAACGUCCUCCUGGGGGUAUAAUACAAGAGGAAGUGGGUAAUAGAAAGACACAUAAUAGCAAUGGUAGUAAAAGUAGUAAUACUGAACAAAAGAAUGGCAAAAGUGGGAAAGGAGAAGCAGAUAAUGUAAAAUCCAAGAAAGACAGCAACAAGAAGAAGGAAUUAUCGGACGAAAGUAUUGUCAGUGGUAAAGAGAAGAAGCCGAGCUUGGAUGAGGGUGGUUUUGGUGGCAAAGAGAAAAAUAAUGGAAACUUAUCCAAAAUCAAGAUUCAAGAAAGCAAUGAAGGUAGUUCGGAUCAGAAGGCAGACAGCAAGUCUAAAACCAGGAAUAACAAGUUGACUCAAGAAAAGAAUGUUGACCUUUCGCUCGAACAAAGUGGUGUCCGUCAAGAAAAGAAUACUGGCCCUUCAUUUUCCAGUGUUGUUCAUCCAGCUUCUAACUUAGAAGACGAUUUUCCGACUCUAUCAACGGACAAGAAACAGGGGCCUGCAGUGAACAUCGCAAAACCGAAGCCAACUUAUGAUAGUGAUUUUCCAAGCCUUUCAAAUGAAUCAAGCAAGGCAAAUCCAUGCAUCCGACCUCCACCUGGCCUAAGUGCACCUCCAGGUUUCAGUGGUAAACUCGUUAAGCCAAAGCCUGACAAAAGGGAUCAGACAGAAGUCGAUUUUGAAAGCGGACAGAAAUUUGUGCAGUUCAGUGACCUCUACAAAUCAAAUACAAAGAGCAUACACGCACAGAAAGAGACGCUCAGCCCUGAGAAAGCUUUGGCCAACAAAUCUAAGUCAAGUGUGCCGAAAAAACCAACUCCAAAGCCCACGUACGAUUCCGAAUUUCCAACUCUAUCUACUCUUACCAAUGGUCAUAAAGCUAGCUCUGCCAUUAAAGCACCACCUGGUCUCGUUCCCCCCGGAUUUCAGCCUGGAAUUCCGGUACGGCCACCUCCCGGGAUGGGUUGGUCAGUCCCGAUAAAUGUUGGGGGUUCAUCUGCAAAGGAAACCCGAAACCAAAAACUGAUCAACGAUAUUGGGCGAAUUUUGAACCUCAGAGGUGAAAGUUUUGAGAAAUUUCGUGAAGUCUCAAGUUUUUAUCGUCAUGGGAAGAGUUCACCUGAAGAAUACUACCAAGAAUGCUGCUCGCUGCUCGGAGUGGAUCACAUUCAUAAGGUCUUUCGGGAGUUGAUUGAUUUAUUGCCAGACGAAGGUAAACAAAGGCAGCUGCUGCUUGUUUACAACGAUGCGAAAGUGAAAUCAAAAUUGGAAGACAGUGUUACAGGCAAGGAGGAAAGUGGCUUUAAAUUUAACACCGUAACCGGAAAUAAUGAUAUAUCUGCAAGUAAUCCUGCCUUGUCUAAAGCUGCUGGAAAGAAGAAGAGUAAAUCUGCAGAAAGGAUUUCAAGCGCGUAGACAGGUGGAAGCUAGAGAUGAACUGCAAUAAAAGUGAUUUGCAGGCUACUGUGUGUCUCAAAGGUUUUGUUUUUCGUAACUGCUGAAUAUUAAUAUAAGCCUACAAUCUUACAGUAACGGACCUUUUCAGCUUGUAUGUACAUUGCCAUUUCAGACCAUGUAAUGUUUACAAUUUAUAAGCUGUGACGUAGCCAGCGACUUGUGCGUGUGGUGCCUCAAUAGGUAGCUUAAGCAUUUAAGCAUGUAGGACGGCAACACGACGACGACAGCAACCAAUACAAUGAGUCAACGAAAAUAAAUAAAUAAAUAAUUAAAAUCUCAGGGGAGUUUCAGACGUGGUCGUCGCUCUGUUUACAACGACAAAUCACAGAUUUUCACGUCUUUUAUACAACGCCUGCAUUUCAAGCCAUAACAGGUGCAACUUAAAAUUCGGUUCAGUAGAACUCUUCCCAAACAUAAAGCCAAUGUUUUCAACUUCUUAUACUGUAUUAAAUUCAUACGAAUUAUAAAUUAUACGACAAGUUUUCUUUACUAUCAUUUAUUUGAAGGAAUUUGUUUUGGCCGUCGUUGUUGUGUUGCCGUCCUACAUGCUUAAUUAAGCUCCCUAUUGUCACAGGCAGUCGACGACAUGAUCAGCGAUAUGCCGGGAAGUUUGAUCUCGCGUUCAACUUUCCCUACAUGUCGGCGGCAAUGUUUACGUUUUCCAAACGCACUGCCGACAUGCCAUAAGCUUAAUAUAUCCCGUAAUACAUUGGUAAGUGAUGAAAUAAAGCCGGAGAAAUGUCAAAUAACGGACAUUCGGUGGGAAUUCAUAACUGUUUCGCCGAGUUGUCGCAGGGCUAUCGGCGGAAGUCAGAGCUUGUCUGCGUACAUCUUGCCUACCACAGGCAUUUGUGAACCAGGCUGUAAUGUUUACAUGUUUUAUCACCCUUAUCUUUAAUGCAUAUUACAAAAGGUAAUCAAAGGUAUAAACAUUACGUGGUCUGAAUGGGCAAUUUGCAAAACGAAGUUCUGGAAUUUUCAAAUCUAGGUAUGAAAAUUAUUAUAGAAUAUAUGCGUACUUGUCUGUGCAGAAUAAAAAUAAUGAAGACAAAGUUAUAUGUUUAUUAAUAUUAUUAUUGCUGUCGCUGACUAAAUUGACACAAUCAUAUAGUGCAAGCUUAAAGUUUGUCAUUUGAAUGAAUAUUAAAAAUAACGUUGAGUUCUGCAAGUCUGGGAUAGUUCUUCUGCAAUUCUUUGAUCCAGAUUUUUAGUUCAGCUUCUACUUCGUUGUCUCUCAGUAUACACAGCGCAAGCACAUGGUCUGAAGUAGAAAAUCACAAAAUUAAAUUUCACACA